GGUAAGGAAAGGUAAGGAACGGUAAAGUAUAUAUAAUAGCAUCAUCCUCGCCAACCCCACUCCCACCUCUCCAGAUGCGUCUCCUCUCCUUCUCCUCUUCUUCCUCAUACAUCUCCCACAUCUCGCCACUUCAUCAACUACUCCGUCUAUCUACCACCAGAUACCCCCGAUACCCUUCCACCACCCCCAGAAAACCCACAUACCUAUACACACACCAGUUCCGCAACAUGUCUCAGGGUGAAUGCCCCGUCAGGAAGGCAAACGUCGGCGGCGGCGGCACCAGGAACCGCGACUGGUGGCCAGAUGAGCUCAAGCUCAACAUCCUCCGCCAGCACACCCCCGUCACCAACCCCUUCGGCACAGAGGAUUUCGACUAUGCCGCCGCAUUCAAGUCGCUCGACUAUGCUGCCCUCAAGAAGGACCUCCACGCCCUCAUGACCGACUCCCAGGACUGGUGGCCCGCCGACUUUGGCCACUACGGCGGCCUCUUCGUCCGCAUGGCCUGGCACAGCGCGGGUACCUACCGUGUCUUCGACGGUCGCGGCGGUGGCGGCGACGGCCAGCAGCGUUUCGCUCCCCUCAACUCGUGGCCCGACAACGUCUCCCUCGACAAGGCCCGCCGCCUGUUGUGGCCCAUCAAGCAGAAGUACGGCAACAAGAUCUCCUGGGCCGAUCUCCUCCUCCUCACCGGCAACGUCGCCAUUGAGAACAUGGGUCUGCCUCUCACCGGCUUCGCCGGCGGCCGUCCCGACACAUACGAGGCCGACGAGUCCGUCUACUGGGGCGGCGAGACCACCUGGCUCGGCAAUGACGUCCGUUACGAGCAUGGCCUCUCCGGCCCAGGAAAGCGCGCCGUACUCGACGGCGACGAGUCCAAGAAGGACAACAAGGACAUCCACUCGCGAGAUCUCGAGGAGCCCCUCGGUGCCGCCCACAUGGGUCUGAUCUACGUCAACCCUGAGGGCCCCGACGGCAUUCCCGAUCCCGCCGCCUCCGCUCGCGACAUCCGCACAACCUUCGGCCGCAUGGCCAUGAACGACGAGGAGACGGCCGCCCUUAUUGCUGGAGGCCACGCCUUCGGCAAGACCCACGGUGCUGGUCCCACCGAGAACGUCGGUGACGAGCCGAACGCUGCCCCCAUUGAGGCCCAGGGCUUCGGCUGGCAGAACAAGUACAAGUCCGGAAAGGGUCCCGACACCAUUACCAGUGGUCUUGAGGUCAUCUGGACCAAGACCCCCACUAAGUGGAGCAACUCGUACCUCGAGUACAUCUACAAGUACGAGUGGGAGCUCACCAAGAGUCCCGCCGGUGCCAACCAGUGGGAGGCCAAGGAUGCUGAUGCAUUCAUUCCAGACGCCUUCGACCCCAACAAGAAGCACAAGCCGCGCAUGUUGACCUCUGAUCUUGCCCUCCGCUACGACCCCAUCUACGAGAAGAUCACCCGCCGCUGGCUCGACCACCCCGAGGAGUUGGCCGAUGCCUUCUCCAAGGCCUGGUUCAAGCUGCUCCACCGUGACCUGGGCCCCCGCUCCCGCUGGCUCGGUCCCGAGAUCCCCAAGGAGGUCUUCCUCUGGGAGGACCCCGUCCCCGCCGCCGACGGCGCUACCAUCGACGACAAGGACGUGUCGAACCUGAAGCAGCAGCUUCUCUCCACCGGAAUUGAGCCCAACAAGCUCAUCCAGACCGCCUGGUCUGCCACUUCCUCCUUCCGUGGCAGUGACAAGCGCGGUGGUGCCAACGGUGGCCGUCUCCGCCUCGAGCCCCAGAAGAACUGGGAAGCCAACAACCCCAAGCAAUUGGCGCAGGUCUUGAGCAAGCUCGAGGAGGUCCAGAAGAACUUCAACAGCUCUGCUUCCGGUGGAAAGAAGGUGUCCAUCGCCGAUUUGAUCGUCUUGGGAGGUGUCGCCGCCGUCGAGAAGGCCGCCGGAACCAGCGUGCCCUUCACCCCGGGCCGUACCGACGCCAGCCAGGAGCAGACCGACGUCCAGGCCUUCGAGCACCUCGAGGCUUUUGUUGACGGUUUCCGCAACUACGGCAAGGGCACCAAGCGUGUCCGCACCGAGCAGUUCCUCGUGGACAAGGCCAACCUUCUCACGCUCACCGCACCCGAGCUUGCCGUGCUCGUCGCCGGUCUCCGCGUGCUCAACACCAACUGGGACGGCUCGUCGCACGGUGUCUUCACCAACCGCCCCGGCAAGCUCACCAACGACUUCUUCGUCAACUUGCUCGAUACCAACAUCGAGUGGAAGGCCGUCGACGGCAGCAACGAGCUGUUCAAUGGUGUCGACCGCAAGAGCGGCCAGAAGAAGUGGACCGCCACGCGCAACGAUCUCGUCUUCGGAAGCCACGCCGAGCUCCGCGCCGUUGCCGAGGUCUACGGACAGUCCGACAACGAGCAGAAGUUCGUCAAGGACUUCAUCGCAACCUGGCACAAGGUCAACAACCUCGACAGGUUCGACGUCAAGGGCGCUUCCGCUGCCCAGCGCGCCAGGCUAUAGAUUGGCGAAACAAAUGAUGACUUUUGUGUUUUAGGGAUCUGGGUUUGGGACUGGCAAGGAACGGAAAUGAAAGGACAUGAACCGGGGGGAAUCAUACAUUCUGAACGAGUCGGAAAAAAAGAAUCUAUGGGCCUCGCGAUGGAAUGCAAUGCAAUGCAAUGGAACGACCGUCACGCAACUGUGUAUUAUCUCUCUUCUCCAAAUAGCAAAUUUGAGAACCUCCUUUACGUUGAACAACAAUGAGAACGAGCCGUGAUUGAUUUCCUUCGGAUACGUAACUUGACUUGUCCUCGUGUCUAUGCCAAGGUAUGUCCUUUGUGAAAAGAUACUAAGGACAUAAAUGUAAAACCAAAGUAAAAUCAACCACGCCACACCACC
Aaosphaeria arxii CBS 175.79 is the source of this 2876-nucleotide messenger RNA. RefSeq names its product catalase/peroxidase HPI. The record is from RefSeq and is a predicted model, not a curated record. The coding region runs from base 228 to 2498 and encodes 756 amino acids. Gene Ontology annotation, biological process: hydrogen peroxide catabolic process; cellular response to hydrogen peroxide. Gene Ontology annotation, molecular function: heme binding; catalase activity. NCBI's taxonomy places the organism in Eukaryota, Fungi, Ascomycota, Dothideomycetes, Pleosporales. The transcript has a single exon. Gene Ontology annotation, cellular component: cytosol.